GUUUUCAAACGUUCGCGUGAUAAAAAGAUUUUUCAAUCAAAAUAAGAUAGUUUUUAGACGCAAUGUUUACCACCUUUGUCAGUGACGAGAUUCGGUUUAUGUUGGUGAUUGAAAAAGAUAGCGAAACAAACGCAAUAAGUUUUAAGACUGAAAGCGGCCUCAUUGAUUGGGAUAAAGUGAGACAGUUCUUCAAAGCUGACAUCGUGUUUCACAACGAACCUCUAUCGUACCAGUAUUGUGCAGCAUUAAAUCCCAAAUUUCAUCAAUUUCUAAGGAGUUUCAGCACUACCACCCCACCAAACCAUCUCCAAUGGACCAACCGGCUAGGUCUGCUGAACAACGUUCUCUCCCAGCGCUCCUGCACCCUAACAAACCUCCUCGUACUGACCUCGAUCGUCGAGUACUCGCUGGGCAAUUUAUUCCUCACGAAAACGGGUGGAAUCACCCCUCCCCACCUUCUCCGGGACCUUCUUAUGACCGAUGCGCUGGCGACCCUGCUGGGCGAAACGACGAUCUUUUUGCUGCGCGUGCUGCUGGGUUCUCCGAAUGGGAUCAAUUUGCGGAACUUGGUGUGGCAUGGCUUUCCCAGCGAGGGGGAGGUGAGCGAGUUGUAUCGGAAUUUUUUGGUGGAGAUGCUGAACUCGAUUGGGGGGAGGUUGGAGGAGUUGGGAUUUGUUGUGGAGUUUAGAAGUUGCUUGCAGGACUCGAAAUUGCUGGUAAGGAAGAUGAACUUGGCUCGAUUUGAUGUGGCUUUGCUUGAGGAAGCAGUGACGAGUUCGAGUGAGCUGCAAGAGAUUCAAAGGGCUGGUUGGCUUCGUAGCAUUUCUCUGUACAAAGAGGAGCAGUUUUACUACUGCGUCUGCAUGGUUUUACCUCAACUUGAAAUGUUUUUACGAGUUCUGUACGGAAGACUUUACGAUAGAGAUUUCCGCGCCAAAAUCGACGAAUACUACAUAAUUAUGGACACCAUAUUCGAGGAGUUUGAGACGGUAACGGAAGCUCGAAAUCGAAUGCAUGACUACUUUCGAAUAGAUUUGCUCGAGGCAAUGUACGACUUACUAUCGGCAAUAAGAGGACCUAGGCUGAGGGAUAAACUAAGCCAUGGAGAACUGCAGUCUGCGGAUAUUGACGAACAAGUCGCAAAUGGCGUUCUGCGGCUCUCGUACGUGAUACUAACCAAUGAUUCUAGCUUCGAAUAUAAGAGCUGCUUCCACCACAACGCAAUUUUGGAGCAAUCGAUUCGAGAGUGCGAGUUUGAAUUUGAAAAAUUCAACGACCAUCCAUUUUUAGUUCAAGAUGGCAAACUUGUAGAGAAUGUGCCGUUUCUGCCGCAGGCAGAUUUCAUCGACAGAAUUCCGAUAUUUUACCGACCAGCCAAAGAGGAAGAAGUCAUUGGAUACCUUCAACGAAUAACCUGCAAGUUACGACAGUCCACCUCAAAUUUAAAAGAAUCUUUAACUUUUCGAUUAGGCGCGUUGGCAAGUCGCGAACUUCGUUCACGGGCAAGAAAAUCGCUCGAAACGAUGUUGCAAAUGUUUCCGGCGAUACAGCAAGGCUUGCGCCACGUGCUGGCCAUCGUAAGGUGGACGUUUCACUGCCUUAUGCUCGCUGACGAGUUGCGCGACGCCGAUAAACUCGUAAAGUUUUUGAAGUUUAUUCUAAAAUAUGUGGAAAAUGCUGCUAAUAAUCUUAACAUCAAGAGCAACGCCUGGCAGCCGCUGUACGAGACGACCCGGCGCGAACUAUACGAUAAAACUAGGCAAAACCUUACGCUACUGUUGUGCUGAGAGAGGUUUCCGGAGCAGAAGUGUUUUAUCUUUCUUUUUGUGUAAAACUUGUUGCUUUUGUAAUGAUUGUUGGCCUCGAAAAUAAAUAGCACGCGAUGAGAAA
Molecule: messenger RNA, 1890 nt
Organism: Culex quinquefasciatus (southern house mosquito)
Lineage: Eukaryota; Metazoa; Arthropoda; Insecta; Diptera; Culicidae
Product: endoplasmic reticulum membrane-associated RNA degradation protein
Exons: 3
Coding region: 63-1787 (574 amino acids)
Source: RefSeq, a predicted model, not a curated record